AUGCUUGUAGCUUCUGAAUUCUUAGACUAUAGAGAUGAUUGGCACCAUUCUGGUCUCCAAUCAGCUCUAUGGUCAGCUGGCAGAAAACACCGGCUGCAUUCUCAGGUUCCCCUGAUGGCACGGGACUGCCCGAGAAGGCCGUGGAAGGCAGCGGGGGAGGGGGGGGAUAUCAUCUCCCACUGCUUGUAAAAGCAAUCUUGCAGACAUCAUCCUGGUAUAACCAUUCAAAUCCAGUGAUGUACCAGUACAUCGCUGGUCCUUGUUGGUUAUAUACA
Staurois parvus is the source of this 275-nucleotide messenger RNA. The record is from the annotation of a GenBank genome assembly. Lineage: Eukaryota; Metazoa; Chordata; Amphibia; Anura; Ranidae.